Condylostylus longicornis is the source of this 3593-nucleotide messenger RNA. RefSeq lists its product as uncharacterized. Gene Ontology annotation, biological process: regulation of transcription by RNA polymerase II. Gene Ontology annotation, molecular function: DNA-binding transcription factor activity, RNA polymerase II-specific; RNA polymerase II cis-regulatory region sequence-specific DNA binding. Lineage: Eukaryota; Metazoa; Arthropoda; Insecta; Diptera; Dolichopodidae. The transcript is spliced from 5 exons. The coding region runs from base 261 to 2972 and encodes 903 amino acids. The record is from RefSeq and is a predicted model, not a curated record.
GCAGAAAUGUCUAAAUUCCAAUUAGAAAAUUAUAUUUUUUUUUUGACAAAUCAAAGGGAAGAACUCUAAAGGGCGAUUUGAAAGCAUAUCAACAAUAGCGUUGCUUUGACAGUUUGUUGAUGGCGGUCAUUACCAAAUAAAACAACAUAAUAUUAUUGUCAUAUUUUAAAUGUAUUAAUUUGUUUAUACUUAUGGAUAAUAUAAAUUUUGUUAUUUAAUUUUUAUUAAGAAUUUCAUUUAUAAAAUAAAUAAAAAAUAAAAUGAAUAAAAAUAAAUUACAAUGUGGAGUUCCACAAUGCAACAACUAUAAAGGCGGCACUAUAACUAUGCAUAAGAUACCUCGGGAAAUUUUAAACAACAAAAGCAAAAAAAGAGAAUGGAUGCGCGCUUUAAAAAUCAGAAAAGAUUUUCCUAACAACUUUAUAAUUUGCAAUGAACAUUUUGUUGAUAAAUAUCUGAUUCGUGUAUUAAAAAAAGACGAUAAACAAGGCAAAAAAUAUGUGCGUCUUUCAAAGAAAGCUAUACCAACUGAAAACUUACCGGAAUCAAUUGCAAAGUCAAAACAUCUAGCAAAGAACUCGCAAGAGAAUUUUCUAAAACGCAAACAUUUUCGCAAUGACAGUCCUGUAAAGAUAGUAAACGAACCCAUUCAUGAUGGCCCAGAUAUUGUUAGCGCCAGUACAGAAGCCAGUAAAUUUGAAAAUUCUCCGGAAUAUGAAACGCAGCAUAAAAAAUCCGUUAAUGACGAAAUGGAUGCAGAUGCGGAUGAUGAGGAAACUGUGGCUUUAACUUCUUCUCUUUUCAUCGAUUCGCCAAGUGAUGACGAUACUAAAAAUAAAAAUUUGGAGAGUUCAAAGGCUGCAAAUAAGGCAAUAUUGAAAAAGAGAAUUAAAAAAGAUAAGGCUAUUAAAGGAAGAAAAAAAAUUUUACCGAGGGAAAAUACAGAUGAUGGAUUAUUGAUUGAACAUGAUUUUUCAAAACAUGUGAAGCCAUUUCAAUUUGGAAGCAGCAAUCGUGCACCAGGUCAUCGACGUGAAAGAAAGAAUUUAAAUAAAGGUUCAGUAGCAGUUCUUAAAAAUUGGAUAUAUAAACAUCGUUAUUAUGCAUAUCCCACUGAAGAUGAUAAAAUGCAAUUAGCAGAGGAAACGGGACUGUCCCUCCUUCAAAUUUCAAAUUGGUUUAUAAAUGCACGAAGAAGAGUUUUACCUGAAUAUUUAAUGAAAGAAGGAUUAAUUUUAGGAAAAGAUAAAGCUGCUUUUAUUAUUAAAAAAAGGCCAAGAGCUGAAAAUACUGAAAACAAGGAUGUUAUUAAGAAAGAAAAGAGUUACAAAAAUGACGAGGAAGAUAUAAAUAAAGAUGUGGAUGUAGAGCCAAUUCGAAAAAAAGCUAGUGUGAAGCCUACCAAAAAAAAGAAAGAUGUAGAGCCAAUUCGUAAAAAAUUUGAUAAACAAGAAAUUCAACCAAAAGUUGGUACAGAUGAAAUCCGAAAAAAGGUUGAACCAGAGCUAAUUGGAAAAAAAAUUCAAGUGGAACAAUUAAAACAAAAAGCGGUUGUGGAGCCAGUUAGAAAACGAGAUGACAUAGAUUCAACCAAGUUAAAUAAAUUAGACAAAAUAAAAGAAACUGCUACAAAGUUAAAAGAAGAACCUCUUAAAGUGUCUUCACCUGAAGUGGAAUUAGAAAAUACUAAAAGAGAAAUCAUUUUUUCGUCAACUCAAGAUGGAGUUCGUCACGUCAUAGGUCACAAAAUCAUUAAUUUAGGAACGGGGAAAGUAAUAAAGUUGGAAAUAUAUAGUAAGCAAGGCUCCAAAUCAAAAACUGAUAUUGAAAAGAAAGGUGUUCAGAAAAAUUCAGCUGAAUUGGAAUUGAAAAAAAAAAAUUCAAUCCAAACCGAGAAUAAAUUUGGUUUCAAAAAAUCUCUUGAAGAAAAAGAUCCUUUACAAAUUGAACCAGAAGAUGUUAAAAUAUUUUCUACGUUGAAUGCAAGUGAACCUGAAUCAAUUGACAGAAGUGACAAGGAAGUGAUUGUCCUUGAAAACAAAUCUGGAAGUGAAGGUAGCUACAGCUUAGUACCCAAGAAAAUAAAUUCGAAUGAAAAUUUGAAAUCACGCAGUUCUUAUGAAAGCAAUAAUAAUAGCCCAAGUAGAAUUAAAGAAUUCGAUGAUAAGACUACAGAUGUUUCAGAAACAUCACAGUUAUUUAAAAACUCGAGUAGUGGUUAUAAUUAUAAAAUUAAUAAAAUUCAAAAUUCAAGGUUAUCGGAGUCAAGAUCACAUCCAAGUUCAAUUGUUUCGAAAAUUAAUAGCAAUAAAAUUAAAAUUAAACCAGUAGCAGCGUAUAAGUCUUCAUUUAAAUAUCAAACGAAAGAAAUUAAAUUAAAUACGUCUAUUAAACUCAAUCCCACAAGUCAAGAAAAGGAAAUCGAAGAAAUUACGCCACCUAAAGUUAAAUCGAAAAAAAUUGAGCUCAAAGAUAUUAAGCCAAGUAACUCCUUAAAAUCAGAUGUUAAAAGUAAAGAAAAAGAAUUUCAACCAAUUAUUACCUUUAAAAAUGUACUGAAAGAUCAGCAAAUCAAAGAUACUUCAUCAAUUAGAAAUGUAAAACCGACACUGAAGAGCUCGGACAAACAAGUUCAAAAGAAAAUUAUUCUUUCUUCAGGAGGAAGUAAGAAGGAGAUUAUUUUGAAGGAAAAAGUUAAAAGUAUAGACUCAGACAGGAAAAUAGAUCCCCCAAAUAUGAAUUUUGAAAAUGUAGAAACUUUCAGUAAUGAUGUAAGCAAUAGUUUUGCUAAUACAAAUUGUCGGGAUAUUAUAAUUAAAGGUAUAUGUAAACAAGCAAAGCGUGCAAAAUGUUUAUAUAUGUUAGUAGACGAUAAUGAAAGUGAUUCUGAUGUUGAAUAUUCGGAUAUUGAUGACGAUUAUUGUGACGAAAUGCAAGAAGAAAUUUUGGAAGAUGAUGAUUUCGAAUUUUAAUUUAUGGAGAAAAUAAAAUAUUUUUUCUAUAAUUAAAAUAUACAUAUUUAAAACUUUAAUGUUAUUAAUUUUUCGGAUACAAAUUACAUUCAUUUAAGAUUAGGUAUAUUAAAUUUUAAAAAUUUUAUGUAAAUGAGACAGUUAAAAUAGUUCUAUAAAAAAAAGUUAGUGUCGCGAUAUAUAUACAUACGUAAAUAAAAAAUUUUGAGUUAUUUUUUAGUUUGCAUGAAGAGAAAGAAAUUCUUACAAUCUAAUUUUUUUUUGUAAGAACGUACAUAUAAGAAUUUUAGUACAUCCGUUUCAAUUUCAAUUGUAUUUUUCUCAUUACUAAAUUCUAAAUUAAAUGUUUCAUAUUUUCCAAUAAUUUCCAAUGAAAAAGAAAAUUUGUAAAAACGGAAUGAAAUUUUGAAAAUAUAGUACAAUUUUUUUUCUAGUAUAACUUUUAAUAUGUAAGUCCUUGACAGUAUGGUUAGGUUAAUAUUUCAAUUGCUACUCUCAGCAAAACAUUCAGCCUCUUCAUUAUUCAUAUGUGUGAAUUCAACAAGUGUUUGUAAUUGAAAAUAUAUACAUUGUCUCAUUCUAAUAUUUUCUUUAAAAUGUAAACAGAAACACUAAAACAAU